GCCCUUAUUUUUCAGAUGCUGUAUUUUUCAAGGCUGCUUUUGCAGAUUUGAAAACAGCUUCGAGAUAAGCUGCAAUGCUGUGGUUGACUCGUUGAGACUCAAUUAAGAGAAGAUUAGGUGAGGAGAUAAAGAGGUGGUUGGGACAUGAGAUUCCUUUGUGCAUCUCUCCCCCCCUCAUGUCCAGGGUCAGGUUGGAGGUGCUGGCCGGGAACGUCAGCUUCAGGCAAGAGCUUGAAUGUCCCAUCUGCUUGGAGCUGUUGACCGACCCGGCCAUCCUGUGCUGCGGCCACACUUUCUGCGGAGAUUGCUUGCGGGAGCUGUGUGAGUGGCAGAAUACCACAUCGUGUUGCCCCGAGUGCCGGGAGCCGAUGGAACCGGAGACUUGGCGGCCCAACCGGGCGGCGCAGCGGCUGAGCGGAGCUGCCCGGGCCCGCGAUGAGCUAUACUGCGAACAACACGACCUGCGGCUCAGACUCUACUGCCACACCGACCACAGCCUCAUCUGUCUGGGCUGCCGAGACAGCCCGGAGCACCGGGAGCAUGAGGCCAGCCCGAUCAACGAGGCGGUCCCAGAGUACAAGGACAAGCUCGAACAAGAGAUGACUGCCCUCAAGGAUCGAUCAGCUGCCUUCAGUCGCCUCUGGUGUACAGAGCAGAACAAGAAGGUGCAGAAGGGCCUGGACUCUCGCCUGGAGGAGCUGCGGAAAUGCCGUGCUCUGGACGACAUUGAUUUCCUGAAGGCGAUGAUCAAGCUGAGGCCUACUGAGAUCCAGACGCCCAGUGAGGUGCCCCUCGGAGGACACAAGGGCCCCCAACAGUAGAAGAUGUGUAGAGAGAGAUGAAGGACUUCAUCAGCCCGGGUGCACUGCCCGAGCGGAGCUCCAACGUACCGGAUAAAUAAAUAACGACAAAGAAAACCGCAAAAACGUCAAGAAAAUCGUCGGCAGAAUGUGCAAUAUUUCACAGUGUAGUGUUAUCAUAUCUAUUAUAUACUCAAAAGUCUGAUCUUGUAUGCGGAUGUAUUUAUUUGUGAGUGUAUUUGUUUGUGUAUAAUCACAUUUUCUCGAACAAAUGAUGCGCUAACGGUAAAAUGUUUACAUAUUCCGGUAGAGAUUUAUCCCGUGGACUCCAAAAUCGCCUCUUCUCAAACUGUUAUGCAUUAUUUCUCGAGUUAUUAAUCAAAAUGUUAAAAAAUCUCAAAACAUGUGGAAAAAAAAUACAGCUGUGACAUCAUAAUGGGAUUAUAACCCUGCUCGCAGCAUUGUUGCCGUCCAAGUACACCGAGUCCUGCUAGUCCGAACAAGUGCAAAUGCAUUUUUUUAAGUCACAGUACACUGAGUUCUGUGAGCUAGCAUGUGCAAUUGCAUUUUUUGUUAAGUUUUAAAAUGAGGGAGGGUUAAUAAGGCAAAAUGAGCCUUUGUCGGGUGAGUGAUGGAACGGGUUGUGUUGGGGGACCAGGCCUCCAGCAGGGGCUGUGGGUGUGUGGUGCAAUAUUGCGUUGGGGAACGGGUUACGUUGGGUGACCAGGCCUCCCGUGUGACAGGAACCCAACGGGUCCCACUUGCUCUAGUAACUAUUAAAUGUCUGAUCUUGGAUGUUUAUUUAAUUUUGUGUGUGUGUCCGUUUGAGUAUAAUCACAUCUUCGUGGAAAAAAUGAUGCGGUAACAGUAACAUUUUUACAUAUUCCGGUAGACAUUUUCCCCCUGGAGUAAAAAAAUCGCCUUCCCU
This is a messenger RNA of Leucoraja erinaceus (little skate), 1728 nucleotides long. RefSeq names its product E3 ubiquitin-protein ligase TRIM17-like. Lineage: Eukaryota; Metazoa; Chordata; Chondrichthyes; Rajiformes; Rajidae. The record is from RefSeq and is a predicted model, not a curated record. Bases 177 to 821 code for a protein of 214 amino acids. The transcript is spliced from 6 exons. Gene Ontology annotation, molecular function: zinc ion binding.